Drosophila busckii is the source of this 2252-nucleotide messenger RNA. Its product is annotated as ATP-binding cassette sub-family B member 10, mitochondrial. The transcript has 6 exons. Gene Ontology annotation, biological process: transmembrane transport. NCBI's taxonomy places the organism in Eukaryota, Metazoa, Arthropoda, Insecta, Diptera, Drosophilidae. Gene Ontology annotation, molecular function: ATP hydrolysis activity; ABC-type oligopeptide transporter activity; ATP binding. Bases 60 to 2165 code for a protein of 701 amino acids. The record is from RefSeq and is a predicted model, not a curated record. Gene Ontology annotation, cellular component: membrane.
GGUUUUUAUUUUAAUAUUUUUUUUCUAUGAACUUGUUAAGUUUUUAAUCCAAAUUCACAAUGUUGUUAAACUGCACACGUCUGAAACACGCGUGCACAAUUUUAAAGAUAUCCCAAAUACCUCGACCGGGCAUUAACAUCAUAAACCAUUCCUUGCGCACAACAAAACUAACGCUAAGGCAACAACCAAUAACAAAAACCACGACAUCGCCACAUUUACUGCUGCUGCGACGGUCAUACCAUCAGCUAUUUAAAGUUAGGCCACCGGCUACAGUGGGGCGCAGUGCGGGCGGGGAGCGACGCUUUAUAAGUUUAAGGAGCUUUCUUCGCCAGGCUGAGAAUACCAAGAACGCCCUAGCGGAGAAUGCGCAAGUGCCAACCAAAGGUGUAAUCAAGAUGGCUCGUUCAAAUUACACGCGUUUGAUGAGUCUUAUGAAGACUGAAAAAUGGACACUGCUAGCGGGUAUUUUGUGUCUGGUGGUCAGCUCAGUCAUAACCAUGACCGUGCCUUGGUUUAUUGGAAAAGUGGUGGACACCAUUUUUAAGAAGCAUGUUGAACAGUCAUCUAACAUGGCGCGUCUGCGUGAAUAUUCCUUAAUGUUAUUUUGGGUAUUUGUGCUGGGCGGCGUUGCCAACUUUGCUCGUGUGUAUUUCUUUGGAACUGCAUCAUUGCGCAUUGUUAAGCGUUUACGCUCAAAUCUCUAUCGCAGCAUGUUGAUGAAGGAGGUGGGCUGGUUUGACACCAAAGGCUCUGGUGAACUGGUGAAUCGUCUUAGCAAUGACACCUACUUUGUGGGCAUUGCCCUAAGUCAAAAUGUCUCUGAUGGCUUGCGCUCUAUGGCCAUGAUUCUAGCUGGUGCCGGCAUGAUGCUUUACACCUCUGUUAAACUCUCGCUGGUCAGCGCCUUGGUGGUGCCUGCCUUGGCGGGCAUGGCCAUUGUUUAUGGUCGUUAUGUACGUCGUAUUACACGCGCUGAAUUGGACAAAUAUGCGGAGAUCAUGAAGCAUGCCGAGGAGCGUUUUGGCAAUGUGCGCACUGUCAAAUUGUUCUGUCGCGAGCCCAAGGAGUGCGAGCAGUUUGAUAGCAAACUUGAUGAGGCUGUGGCCAUUGCCUACAAGGAGACACGUGCCAGGUCAAUUUUCUUUGGUUUGACUGGAUUCUCUGGUAAUUUUAUCAUCAUAUCUGUGCUCUACUACGGUGGCACUUUGGUUUUAGACGGUGAACUGACGGUUGGCGCCAUGACCUCCUUUAUGAUGUACGCCGGCUACGUGGCCGUUUCUAUGAACACAUUGUCUUCAUUUUACAGCCAACUGAACAAAGGCGUUGGCGCAUCCGAACGCAUUUGGGAAAUAUUCGAUCGCGACCCAGCUAUACCGUUGGACAAGGGUCUGGUGCCAGAUAGCAAACCCAAUGGCGAGAUUAAUUUCCAAAAUAUUGAAUUCUCGUUUCCAUCGCGACCCGAGUCUAAAGUUUUGACGAAUUUCAAUUUGACGCUGCAACCGAAUCAAACUACGGCCAUAGUGGGUCGUUCCGGCUCGGGUAAAUCUACGACAGCGCUGCUGAUGAUGCGUCUCUAUGAUCCGGACGAUGGUGCGGUGUAUCUGGAUGGUGUGGAUAUGCGCUCGUUGAAUCCACACUGGCUGCGCAGCAAUAUAGGCGCCGUUAGCCAGGAGCCUGUGCUUUUCUCGGGCAGCAUACGUGAUAAUAUACUUUAUGGCAUGCAUCCGGAUGAUCCCGUUAACGAAGAAACUCUGGAACAAGUGGUGCGUGACUCCAAUGUUAUUGAGUUUACCAGCCAGCUGCCGGACGGUCUGAAUACAUUGGUGGGUCAGCGUGGCAUGCUGCUCAGUGGUGGACAGAAGCAGCGAGUGGCUAUUGCCAGAGCUCUUAUUAAGAAUCCCACCAUUUUGGUUUUGGACGAAGCUACUAGCGCUCUGGAUUCCGUAUCGGAGCAAUUGGUGCAGAGCGCCAUUGAUAGACUAAUACAAGGACGUACUGUGCUCACAAUUGCGCAUCGCUUAAGUACCAUUCAACAUGCGGACAAGAUUGCUGUGCUUGACAAUGGUCGCAUUGUGGAGCAGGGCACUUAUGAGGAACUAAUGCGUGAUCCGCAGGGUGCCUUCCGGGAGCUGGUUUCCAUGCAGGCAUUUGGUGGCGGAAUUUAAAGAUAUAGAGGCUAAUGGGCUUAUGGUGCAGAUUGUUUUUGUGUUCAGUUAUGUCAGGUUUAACGUAUAUAAAAUUUAUAUAUAUUG